Messenger RNA from Microstroma glucosiphilum, 2318 nucleotides. Its product is annotated as alcohol oxidase. Gene Ontology annotation, molecular function: flavin adenine dinucleotide binding; oxidoreductase activity, acting on CH-OH group of donors. The record is from RefSeq and is a predicted model, not a curated record. The transcript has a single exon. The coding region runs from base 303 to 2021 and encodes 572 amino acids. Lineage: Eukaryota; Fungi; Basidiomycota; Exobasidiomycetes; Microstromatales; Microstromataceae.
AAAGUGGCGACUACCCGCUCCCCGGUUGCGGGCCCAGCCAUGGCUCGCCAAGAUGCGGGCGUGGUGCGUGGUGUGGUCCGCCCUAGAAUUGAGUUGGUGGUCCCGCGGGGGAUUCUUAAGCUGAAAGGCACACGAUAACCUCGGCCGCCCUCCCCCUUCCCGCCUCCUCAUUUCUCUUGUGCCUCCCUCGCCUCCUACUUCCUCUUCCUCUUCUUCUACCCCAGCUUGGUAGAUCGUCCGCCCCCUUUUGUCACCUUCUCACCACGUCCUUUGCCUCCCCGACCCAGCUGCGUUAGACUACCAUGACCCCUCCUCCUUCUAACGCCAAGGUCCCGCCCAAGUCGGCAGCUUACGGACAGGCGUCCAAUGAGCAAUCUACAACCCAGAAGCCCUCGGCGCGCCAACGUCUGGUCAAUUUGGCUUCUCACCUGCUCCCCACUGGCAACACUGAAUUCGACUAUAUCAUCGUCGGUGGUGGUACAGCUGGAGCUGUCCUCGCCAACAGACUGACGGAAGAUUCUAAUGUCACCGUCGCCGUCGUCGAGGGAGGCCCCACUGAUGUCGGCGAGGACCGAGUCCUGGACCUCAAGCGUUGGCUCGAGCUCCUGGGGUCUGAGCUCGACUACGACUACCCGACCACUGAGCAGCCAAUGGGCAACUCGCACAUUCGUCACUCUCGCGCUCGAGUGCUGGGCGGCUGCUCUUCACACAACACCCUCAUCUCUUUCCGACCCUUCAACGAGGACCUGGACAUCUGGGCUGAGAAGCUCGGAUGCCCUGACUGGCACAGCAAGAAGAUUCAGCCUUAUGGUGACCGUCUGAAGAUGAACAUCGUGCCCGUCGCUCCUCAGCACCGCAACCAGGUCGCAAAGGACUGGGUGCAGGCAUCGAGCUCCGUCACCGGCGCCCCCAUCAUGGACGACAUGAACGGUGCCAUUGUCCACGGAGGUGCUUUCGACAAGGCAUGUGGGUUCUUCCACAUCUCGUACGACCCGGCCACCGGCGGUCGAUCUUCCGCUUCCACUGCUUACCUCCACCCAAUCAUGCCGCACGGUCCUUAUCGUCGGAACAAUCUCCACCUUUUCCUCGAGACUUGGACCCAGAAGCUUGUAUACGACGAGGCCGACCCUCUCAAGGUCAAGGGUGUUGCUGUGCGGACCUCAGCUGGACUGGAGAAGACGCUUACCGCACGGAAGGAAGUGAUUUUGUGUGCUGGUGCAGUAGACACCCCGCGUCUGCUGCUGCACUCUGAAGUCGGACCCAAGGCUGACUUGGAGAAGCUGGGCCUCAAGUGUCGUUUGGACCUGCCUGGUGUUGGCUGGAACUUGCAGGACCACCCAGAGAGCAUUAUCAUGUGGUCUACAAAGGACACUCCGACCGAGACGACGAUGUUGUCCGAUGCUGGUCUCUUCCUGCGUGUUCUGCCAAAGGAGGCCGAGAUGCACCCGCACAAUGGUCCCGAUCUCAUGUUCCACAUCUACCAGACUCCCUUUGCCGACAACACUGAGCGCGAGGGGUUCCGUCGUCCAGAGCACGCCAUCUGCAUGACCCCCAACAUCACUCGUUCUCAAGGUAGGGGCAAGCUCUCUCUGGCCUCUGCUGACCCGGCCGACAAGCCUCUGCUGGACUUCAAGUACUUUGAGGACAAGAAUGGCUACGAUGCCAAGAUUCUCGUGGCGGGUAUGAAGUGGGCAAGGAAGAUCGCACGGCAGUCUCCCUUCAAGGAGCACCUCAUCGAGGAGGUCGCUCCUGGACCGGCAAUCCAGACGGACGAGGAGCUGUCCCAGUACGCACGGAGCGUGGCACACACUGUGUACCACUGUGCCUCCACCUGCACCAUGGGCAGCCCUCAAGACCCGAUGAUCGUGGUAGACCAGAAGGACCUGAAGAUUAAGGGAUUGAAGAACAUCAGGAUCUGUGACGCCUCCGUCCUGCCUACGUUGCCGACCGCCAACCCUAUGCUGACGGUGCUGAUGGUUGCUGAGAGGUGCGCGGACUUGAUCCACGGCAUCAAUGUUUGAGCGAGCCGGAGCAUGGGGGCGGACGCAUGGAAGACGGAUAGAAUCGGUCACCUUUAGAGACUCCAAGCAGGGAUGGACGUCUCUUGACAGACAUACUUGUCGUCUGUCUGCAUCAUAUCUUUUAGAAUACACAUCGCAUCACUUUCUUACUGUCCCUUUGCUCACAUCUGCUUUCCUGAGUUAUCUGACGCUAAGAGUGGAGGUGCUGCUCUCGCUUUAGUCAAUUGGCCUGCUCGCUUCCGCCUCUCGAAGGUCUAGAUACCCGAGCUUUCCGCUACCUGACUUCUUCCCGUCUUC